CUUCGGGCUCUGGAGGAGCUGUUUUUUGGCCGCUCCUCAGAUCCAGGCCAGGGAACCCGUUCGUGGUCGAGGCCAGACGUGGCCAGAAGAGCACAUGCUGGCUUCCUUGCGGUAGCACGUGGGCUGCAUCCGUCUCGACGCCCACGGGUCAGCCCUGGUCAGCUACAGCGCCGGCAUCAGCGCGUGCGAGAAGGGCAAGCAGUGGCAGCGGGCUCUGGCGCUGCUCGGCGAGAUGCGGGAGGCGAAGUUGCAGCCUGGCGUGAUCUGCUACAACGCUGGGAUCAGCGCGUGCGAGAAGGGCGGGCAGUGGCAGCAUGCUCUAUCGCUGCUCAGCGACAUGCGGGAGGUUGAACUGAAGCCGGACGUCAUCUCCACAAUGCUGGGAUCAGCGCGUGCGCGAAGGGCGAGCAGUGGCAGCAGGCUGCGGCGCUCCUCAGCCAGAUGCGGGCGGCGAAACUGGAGCGCAACGCCAUCAGCUACUGCGCCGGGAUCAGCGCGUGCGCGAAUGGCGAGCAGUGGCAGCGGGCCGUGGCGCUCCUCUGCGAGAUGCGGGAGGCUGAGCUGGAGCAGGACGUCAUCUUCCAUUUAGCUACAAUGCUGGGAUCAGCGCGUGCGAGAAGGGCAAACAGUGGCAGGAGGCUCUGGCGCUGCUUAGCAAGAUGUGGGAGGCGAAGCUCGAACCCGACAUCAUCAGCUACACCGCUGGGAUCAGCGCCUGCGAGAAGGGCAAGAUGUGGGAGCAGGCUUUGGCGCUUCUCAGCGAAAUGCGGGAGGCGAAGCUGCAGCCCGACGUCAUUGGCUUCAACGCUGGGGUCAGCGCGUGCGAAAAGGGCGACCAGUGGCAAAGGGCUCUGGCGCUGCUGAGCGAGAUGCGGGUGGCAAAGCUGGAGCCCGAUGCCAUCAGCUACAAUGCUGGGAUCGGCGCGUGCGCGAAGAGCGAGCAGUGGCAGCAGGCUCUGGCGCUGCUCAGCGAGAUGCUUGAGGCGAAACUUGAGCCUGGCAUCAUCGGUUUUAAUGCUGGGGUCGACGCGUGCCAGAAGGGCGACCAGUGGCAGCGAGCGCUCUUGCUUCUGAUCGAUAUGAGGGAGUCGAGACUUGAGCCCGACGUUAUCUCUACAGCGCCGGGGUGAGCGCGUGCGAGAAGGGCAACCAGUGGCAGCGAGCGCUGGCGCUUCUCGGAGAGAUGCGGCGGGCGAGACUGGAGCCCGACGCCAUCUGUUGCAGCGCGGUGCUCCUGGCUCUGGACAGGGGCGAGGCGGGCAUCCGCGCGAGGCGCCUGCUCCGGGCCCCGCCGCCGGGCGCGGAGCUCGCCUGCGCCGGGGGCGCCCCGAGCGGCCCCUCCUCCCGACGCCGGACC
This is a messenger RNA of Prorocentrum cordatum, 1357 nucleotides long. The record is from the annotation of a GenBank genome assembly. NCBI's taxonomy places the organism in Eukaryota, Dinophyceae, Prorocentrales, Prorocentraceae.